AUGCAGAUGAUCUUCUAUUUGUUUGUGCUGCAAUUGCUUUCGGGCAAUUGCAAAACUGCAUUCCCCAGCGAUGGUGUGUUGUUGAAACAGACGGUGGCAGAUUGGGUGACUGGGACACCUGUAGAAAGAGCCGCCAUCGAAGAUGAGUAUGGACCGAUCGGUGAAUGGGACGUCUCCCAAGUCACUACCCUGAAUUCAUUAUUCAAAGAUCUUUCGACUUUCAACGAGGACAUCAGCUCGUGGAACACGUCGCAGGUGACCGACAUGACAGACACGUUCCGUGGCGCAGCAGCAUUCAACCAGGCGCUGAACUCGUGGGACACCUCGCAGGUGUACAACAUGCAAAGCACGUUUCGGGACGCUGUGGCGUUCAACCAGCCCCUGAACUCGUGGGACACUUCGCGGGUGGAAAACUUUGUAAACAUGUUCCGGGGCGCCACAGCCUUCAACCAACCCCUCAACUCGUGGGACACCUCGCGGGCGACCGACAUGACACUCAUGUUCCGACUGGCCUCAACCUUCAACCAACCCCUCGAUUCGUGGGACACGUCGCUGGCGGAGAGCAUGGCUCGCAUGUUCAAAGAGGCCACCGCUUUCAGCCAAUGCCUGGCCAACUGGGACACAUCUUCCAUAACAGGCUCUGGCAUCCUUGACAUGUUUGAAAGCAGCGGAUGCCCCGCUGAUGCCACUGUCUUGGAGAAUGGCUUGCUGGACUGUGGGUGCUCCAAGCUUGAGUGUGAAAAGUUGGUGGACUAUGCCUUGCUCAAGAAGCAGGGAAGGAAGGCCUUGAAGAAGUGCACCAUUCUGUCAUCUUUGAUUCAAGACACCGAAUUUACGGACAGUCUGUCCUGGAGACAGGUGCCUGCAACAGCACCUUUGCUCGCAAUCUUUGUUUUGAUGGCUUUUGCGGCUGCAACCUCAGCUGCAAUUGCCUGGCGAAGCAACUUCAGGCAGCGGCCAUUUUCAUUCCCGUCGUAUGAAUUCGAAGAGCUGUAA
Symbiodinium natans is the source of this 996-nucleotide messenger RNA. The record is from the annotation of a GenBank genome assembly. NCBI's taxonomy places the organism in Eukaryota, Dinophyceae, Suessiales, Symbiodiniaceae.